Pelagomonas calceolata is the source of this 1235-nucleotide messenger RNA. NCBI's taxonomy places the organism in Eukaryota, Pelagophyceae, Pelagomonadales, Pelagomonadaceae. The record is from the annotation of a GenBank genome assembly.
UGGCAAUCGGGCGAUUUUAGCACUGCACGCGCACGCACGGUCAUUCUGGCAUUGCGUGCAUCGAACUGCUAGCCUAGGUCUACGCUGCCGCGGCGAACCACAGCUUCGCGCUUCUCACUGCGCAAGACAGCCUCACUGCAGCAGCAGCUUGCACAGGCGGCGCCGGGCUAAGUCGACGCUGUCGCAGCGCAACAACAGCGCACAGAACAGCAACAGCCUCACUGCAGCAGUAGCGCCGUGCCGCAGCAGCCAUGGCCGAAGCGCCGGCGCCCGCGCCCAGCGCCGAGGAUGAAUUAGCCACGAAAAUAUUAAGGCAGGUCGAGUACUACUUCUCCGACGACUCGUACCCAUUCGACGACUACAUAAAGAGCCAAGAGACCGAUGGCUGGACGCCGCUGGCCACGAUCGCGGCCUUCAAGAAGAUGGUCUCGUAUACCACUGAUUUGGACGUCAUCCGCAGUGCCCUCAAAGCGUCGGACGCCCUCGACCUCGAUGAUAGUGGAGAGAACCUGAAACGGCGCUAUGUCACGCCCGACCAGGACCCGCACAAGGAACGCAUAGUGCACGCGUCGGGCUUUGGCGUCGACGGCGGCAAGGAAGCCGUCGAGACGAAUAUAGGGAAGGCCCUGGAGCGCUUCGGGAGCGUGGAGGACGUCCGCGCUCUUAGGAAUUUGUCCCAGGAUGGACGAUUGUUGGAUGGGAGCGCCUUCGUGCGCUUCGCCAAAAAGGAGGACGCCGAGAGCGCGGUCGAGAUGUCGGGCUGCGUCAUUUCCGGACGGAAGAUCGGGCUCAUGACUUCUGUGGACUGGUUCACGCGACUGGAGAAGAAGCGCGCGUCCAUGAAGAAGAAGCGCGAGGAGAAGGACAAAAGGCCGCCGGUACCGAAGAAGGAAAAUAUUCCGGGCUGCGUCUUGCGGUUUGAGAAGUUGGAAAGUGUCCCGGAGUGCUCCCGGGAGGACCUUCGCAGUUGCUGCGAGAAGGCCGGCGGUCAGGUGAAGUACGUCGAGUUUUCGCGCGGCGACGCGGUGGGACACGUGCGGCUCGGCGCGCCGGGCAUCCUCGAGAAGCUGACGUCUGAGCCGUCCAUCAAGGAUACGAAGGUCACUGCUUCUGUUCUCGAUGGAGACGCCGAGAAGGACUACUACGCGCGCCUCGAGGAGACGGCCGCCGCGUCGCGGAAGCGGGGCGGCGGACGGCGGGGCGGUGGGAGGCGGGGCAAGCGCCAGCGCAACUAA